Molecule: messenger RNA, 3813 nt
Organism: Monosiga brevicollis MX1
Lineage: Eukaryota; Choanoflagellata; Craspedida; Salpingoecidae
Exons: 16
Coding region: 1-3813 (1270 amino acids)
Biological process (GO): intracellular signal transduction; microtubule-based movement
Molecular function (GO): microtubule motor activity; microtubule binding; ATP binding
Source: RefSeq, a predicted model, not a curated record
AUGGCCCAAGAGGAGCCACCUGCGGCUCCCGCAGCUGAUGGCGUGGCCUCGGAACCCAUAGCUUUGAACAACUACGCCGAACCAGCACCCGAACCUGAUACUCCGGGACCCCUCACCCCGACCGCCUUUGCUGCCCCACACCUUCAAACCCGCGGCACCAACCUGGCCGAAUCCCUCUUUGAUGCCGUUGACAAUGACGAGAGUAACAAGACGAAAAACUUCAAGGUUGUUGUUCGUGUCCGGCCCAUGAUCAUGCGCGAACAGCUGCAAAAACCCUGUCUCAAAGUCCAUGACCUUCAGAUGUGCAAGAUUGACCGACCCGCGGCCUUUGGGCGCGAAAAAGAGCACCAAUUUGUCUUUGAUCGCAUCUACGAGCCCAAUGCCAGCCAGUCGGAUGUCUACGACUCGGCCGUGCGCCCCGUUGUCCUUUCCAGUCUUGAAGGUCGACCCCGCUUGCUCUUAACCGCCCAGCACCAGCGUGCUGCUCCUGCGCCCGCGCCCAUUUCCCUUGCCAACGUCAAUGCCCCACCCUCCCUUGUCUUGACGCACAACAACUCUUCACUUUUGGCAGGCUACAACGGCUCCAUCAUUGCCUACGGACAAACGGGCACCGGAAAAACCCACACCAUUCAAGGCACCGAAGCAACUUUAACCCCACCCUUCAACCCCAACCCUAACCGCACGGCCAAAUCCCGCCAUCACAGGAGGCCGAGGACCGAGGCAUCAUCCCUCGCGCUGCCAAUUUACAACGAAAAAAUUAGCGAUCUUCUCAAUCCCGACGCUUUACACAACACUGACGCCAAACAGUUGCGCAUCCGCUCCGACCCCAACACCGACGUCUACGUCUCUGGCCUGUCUGAACACAUUGUCAAGUCUCCGUCCGAAAUUUGCGACCUUUUACAACUCGGCACCAAGAUGCGGUCCACCAGUGCCACCCAAAUGAACCAGCAGUCCAGCCGUUCCCAUGCACUCUUCACCGUCAUUGUCGAGAAAUCACAGGCUGGUACUGAAGACGACGAGGGCAAGAGCGUCACCAUCGGCAAAUUGAACCUUGUUGACCUGGCUGGUUCAGAACGCAUUUCUAAAACCGGCAUCCAAGGCGGCAAGCAGCUUGAUGAGAUGAAAAACAUCAACACCUCACUCACCGCCUUUGGCAAGGUUAUCUUGGCUCUGACUUCGCCAGGCAACCACCACAUCCCCUACCGUGACUCCAAGCUCACGCGCCUUCUGCAGGGGAGCCUGGGCGGCAACUGCAAAACAACCCUGAUCACCGCCGUCACCGCCGUGGCCAACAGCUACCCGGAAACCCUCAACAGUGCCCUCACCGUUUCAUGUCCCGCCCGCGCCUACAGUCUCAAGUUUGCCAAGCGCGCCAAGCAGGUCAAGAACUAUGCAUAUGUGAAUCAAGACCUCAACAACAGCGCCCUCCUUUCGGCUUACGAAAGUGAAAUUAAGCGGCUUCGCAAAGCCCUGGCCGAUUCCUCUCGCGGUGUGGCCGUGACCCAGCUUAAGGAACAAAAGCUACGCCUCACCACCGAGAAAGAAGCCAUGGCCAACGAGCUUGAAGCCCGCACCGCAGCAGUUGCCACAGCCCAAGAGGAAUCCAAGCGCCUUCGGGCCAAGAUACACUCCAUGGAACGCCAGCUCCUCACUGGUGGUGCUGAGAUUGAAGAGUCCCCCGAGUUUCAUGCUGCCGUCAAGGCCAUGGAGGCCAAGUUGGCCAACGAGUACGACGCCAAACUGGCCCUGCUCGAAGCGGAGCGUGAGCAACUCCGAAUGGAGCGGCUUGAAUUCCAACGCCAACGCGCUGACUUUGUGCGCCAAGCCACAGAACUAUCACUUACCAACCCAGAGCUGGCCGCGGCUCCUUUGCUGUCGUCCGAACCCACCGCCUCCAGUAUGGAUGAGGACAUGCGCCACAUGACUCUCAGCACGGACUCAACGCACUCUUCCAUGGCCUCGGAUGCCACCUCUCGCGGCAGCAGUGCCAGCAGCGGUCCUAAACCUGAGGUGACUGAUGUCGACGCUGAUGACCGGGCCACACCCACUCGCGAAGCCGCUGGAUCGCGAGCGAGCUAUCUCCUUCCCCAGCAGUCUGGCCGUGGCUUUGUACGUACUCAUUCCGGCCGGCCCCUCAAGACAACGGGCCGCGCUUCCGCUGAGCUCUCUUCGUCCGAGUCGGAAUCAGAACGCGCUGAGCUCAGCCCCAUGGACACUCUUCAAACGCCCACCCCUUCGCCGGGUCGGACCAAGGUCACCGUCCAAGACGUUGAUUCCAAAACACGUUCAAAAGUUUGCAAGAAUCGCCAUGAUAACAAUGAAAGUGACGGAGCCCAGGAUCAGGAGGAAACCGAGACAGAAACCUCAGAGGUGGAGGAGACGCAGCAGCAGCGACAGGAGCAGCAACGUCAACAGCAGCUGCUCAACAUGUACAUUCGUGCUCUGCGCCACCCCACAACUGGCGUGCCAACGCAGGAUUGCCAGUUUCAACUCAAGCUGCACCGCAACGUCUUUCCUGGCCAAGCCAUCACCCAGUGGGUCAUGCAAAACAUGGAAGGGGUGAACGACGUGACGGCCGCCCAACAGACGGGCCAGCAACUACUCGACCUUGGGUUAUUUGAGCCGCUGGACCCACAAAAGAGUGACGAGCCUUUUGUUUCCUCGCCACAUGUGUUUUACCGCUUCACGCAGUAUAGCACCCAGCGCCGCGUGCGUCAUGCCGUCUCAGCCUCGCAGGUUGCCGGCACAGCUAGCCCCGCUCCCCGCAGCAGCUCUACCCUCUCCGAGUCAGACUCGGCCGUGCCACACCGCACUCAGGAUACCAAUGGUCAUGAUGAGAGCGAUACGGGCAGUGGUUUGGAGAGUGCCGGUAGUAACCUUGGCGUCAGCCAGGGCACGGGGCUUCGAGCACGCCUGGCCCGUCUUGGGUCUACACUGCGGGCCGCGACUCACAUCCGUGGAGCCGGGCGUCCGAGUCAAACUGAGGCCCGCGCUUCAGGCACGGGUCAGAAUUCAGGUGGCGACUUGCUUUCGCCCGGCACAGGCGCCAGUCGCGUGUCGCGGCGUGCGCGAUCUGCUUCCACCGGGGCCAGUGGUGCACGACGGGAACUGCUCGGUGGCCGUCUUGGUGAAGCACGCAGCAGCGAUGCGCUGGAUCGCUCCUUCACCAUGAAUGGUACCACGGCCGAAGAAGAACCCGCUUCGGCAGACGCUCAGCAGCAGUACGAGGAAUGGCAGCAGCACGGUGCCACAAUGCUGCACUCGGCGGCCGGCCAGGGAGACCGUGUGGCUAUCAAGGCCUUGCUGCAAACACUCGACGUCAACAGCUGUGAUGCGCUUGGACGCACGCCGCUCAUGUAUGCCGCCAUUGCCAACCGCGUGCGCUCCGUCGAACUGCUCUUAAAGAGCAAUGCAGAUGCAUCGGCGCGCGACAACAACGGGCGCACAGCGCUUCUCUGGGCGGCCUACUAUGGCCAUGCCGAAGUGAUCCGAGCAUUAUUGCGCGCCAACCGGGAAUUGCUCGGCUUUAUGGACCCUGAAGGUCGUUCGGCCAUUCACUGGGCCUGCAAGCAUCCCUCUACGCGCAGCCUCGAUAUUCUACUGCGUGUGGCGCCGCUGGAGCUAAUCAACCACCGCGAUACGGAACUGGUGACGCCUCUGCACUGGAGCAUUAUGUGCCGUCAUGUUGAGCACCUGGCACGAUUGCUGCGUGCUGGAGCUGACUCGACGGUUGCCGAUGCCGAGGGGCGCACGGCGUUUCACUAUGCCGUAUCCAGCGACACUCCGCGAUGUCUUCGGGUAUGUCCAACCUAG